CCGACCGGAAGUCCCCGGUCUGAAUGGGUCUUGUAGCUGUUUGCCGCCGCUCCUCCCUUUGGACUUAAAACCGGGCGUCUCUGAAUCUCUGAUCUCGUCGGCUGCCAGGUUCAUGUGGAGGCUCCCAGGCCGCGCCGCGCUUCGUGGGGUCCGGUCGGUGGUGGAGCAGCGCAGCCCGGCCGAGGCAACGACUCACGAGGCGGUGCGCGCCAUGGAGCGCGCGGUGGUGCGCUGUGUGCCCUCGGAGCCCAAGCUCAGCCUGUCUUUUGCGUUGGCCGACGGCAGCCACAAAAACAUGCAGCGGGACCAGAGCGAGCCUCUGGGCCGUGCUCUCAGCCGGAUCGCUACCAACGCCCUCAAGGGGCACGCUAAGGUAGCGGCUGCCAAAAAGAGCAGGAAGAACCGAGCCCACUCGAGCGGUGGCGCGGCCUGCGCGGCGACAGGGUCUGAACCGGCUGCGACCUGCGAGCCGGUGGUGAAGCUGUACUACCGGGAGGAGGCGGUAGCUGAGGAUGUGCUCAAUGUGGACGCCUGGCAGGACGGAGCGGUGCUGCAGAUCGGCGAUGUCAAGUACAAGGUGGAGCGCAACCCGCCUGCCUUCACGGAGCUACAAUUGCCGCGCUACAUCAUGGCUGGCUUCCCGGUGUGUCCCAAACUCGGUCUGGAAUUUGGGGAUCCCGCCAGCUCCGUGUUCCGCUGGUACAAGGAAGUCAAACCCGGGGCGGCAGAACCUGGAGACAGCGGUCUCGCGUCAUCGUCUCACUCUUUGCAGUCUUCAGCUUGGAUCGAGACGGGUGUGGACGAGCGCGUUUACACCCCGUGCAAUGCUGACAUCGGGCUACGGCUCAAGCUUCACUGCACGCCGGGCAAUGGGCAGCGCUUCGGGCCAAGCCGCGAGCUAGAGAGCGUGUGCCCGGUGGAGGCCGGGCCUGGCACCUGCACUUUUGACCAUCGACAUCUAUACACCAAGAAGGUGACAGAGGACUCUUUCAUCCGCACUGUCUCCUACAACAUCCUGGCAGACACGUACGCCCAGACUGAGUUUUCUCGGACAGUCCUGUACCCGUACUGUGCCCCCUACGCCCUGGAGCUUGACUACCGCCAGAACCUUAUUCAAAAGGAGCUCACAGGCUACAACGCAGACCUCAUCUGUUUGCAGGAGGUGGACCGCGCAGUGUUCUCGGACAGCUUGGUACCGGCCCUAGAGGCCUUCGGGCUGGAGGGUGUGUUCCGAAUCAAGCAGCACGAAGGCCUGGCCACUUUCUACCGGAAGUCGAAGUUCAGGCUCCUUAGCCAACAUGACAUUUCUUUUCAAGAAGCCCUGAAGUCGGACCCACUGCACAAAGAAUUACUAGAGAAACUGGCUUUGAACCCGUUAGCACAGGAGAAAGUACUCCAGAGAUCGUCUGUCCUUCAGAUUUCAGUUCUUCAGUCUACCACGGACUCUUCUAAAAAGAUCUGUGUUGCUAAUACUCAUCUCUACUGGCACCCAAAAGGUGGAUACAUUCGUCUCAUUCAAAUGGCAGCAGCCUUGGUUCACAUUAGACAUGUUUCCUGUGAUCUAUAUCCUGGCAUACCAGUUAUAUUUUGUGGAGACUUUAAUAGCACACCAUCAACAGGAAUGUAUCAUUUUGUCAUCAAUGGCAGCGUUCCGGAGGAUCAUGAAGACUGGGCUUCCAAUGGGGAGGAGGAGAGAUGUGGCAUGUCUCUCACACACUGUUUCAAACUGAAAAGCGCUUGUGGUGAACCUGCCUACACAAAUUAUGUCGGUGGCUUUCAUGGAUGUCUCGAUUACAUUUUCAUUGACUUAAAUGCUUUAGAGGUUGAACAGGUGAUCCCAUUACCUAGCCAUGAAGAAGUUACCACCCACCAGGCCUUACCUAGUGUUUCUCAUCCUUCUGAUCACAUAGCACUUGUAUGUGACUUAAAAUGGAAAUAGAUUUUGCUUCACUAACUCUGAAAGGAAGCUAAGUACUUUUCAGAAAAUUUAAUAUGAAACAAAGCUUAUAUAUAAACCUUCAAUGAGGCGAUCUAGACACUAAACUUUACUGUCAUUCCCUACUAGUUACGUUUCAGAUGGCUUUGUUACAAAACCAAUUCAUAAUGUUUGCAUCAUAUAAUAUCUUUACCCUCUUUUUUUAAUUUCCUACAUUUGGAGGAAAGCAUUUAUGACUAGCAAGAAGAAAAUUGAAUUAUCGUGUACAUUUUAUAAGUUUUUUUAAGCUGGUAAUUAAGAUUUUUAAGUACUAUUUGAAUAAUCUCAAUUUUUCUUUCAAAGCACAUUUUACAUUGAAUUAUGUUAAUAUAAUUGGGGAAGGAGGGGACAUGCAGGUAAAACGUGAGAGACUUCAGAGACACAUGGAAUACAUUAGUCUAUCACUACCUCAAUUUAGUUAGAAUUUAUAAUAAUUUUGGAGCUUUAACAAAAGAUUAAAAUAUAUCAUUACCAAUUCUUACAGCUUCUUCGUUUUUCAGUUAGCAUUGCUUUUGAGUGUACAAAUGACGGUACAAAUGCAUGUAAUUUUCUUCUCAUUUGCACUUCAACUCAUUUUAAAACUCAUUUUAAUGGUAGGAUGCAAGCACAAUAGAGGAUUCAAAGGGAGCAGGAACAUGACUUGAUCUCUUGCCUUCACUCUUACUCAAAUCAAAUAUUUUUAAGCACACAGGGUUCUUGACCAUAUGAUAUGAAAGAAUACAGCACAAUUAUUUUAUGAGAAACUUGUGAUAGAAGCUUCAGAAUGUCAAUGAAUCAUUGAACAUUUCUAAGCUAGAAGUGUUUUCAAAACUGUCAGUUUUAUAAAUAGGAAAAAGGGAAGCAGGCAUGGUGCUUUAUAGCUGAAAGCCUAGCACUCAGGAGCCUGAGGCAGGACUGCUUAGAGGUCAGUUCUGAUCUGGGUUACACAGUUCAAGGCCAGCUCGGGCUACAAACAGGAAAAAAGGGGACAGUAUCUGAAGUAAACUUUUUAUAGAUGUAAGCAUUAUAGCUCAAGGAACAGAACAGUGCCACAUAAUUUAUAAAGACAGUUUUUAAAUGAAGCCAGUGUUGUAAGGUGAGAAAUUCCAGGUUAACAUCUAGUUUAGAUGCUUUUACUGCAUUUGUUCUCGCUGUACCUUCUUCGUGAUGCUUUAGCCAUCGCUUUGUGAUUUUCCGGGUUUAACUGUAGCAAAGCAAUAGCUUUCUGCAGUUAACUUCUGGCUUAGAUAGUAAAGGCCUCUCACCCCAAGAGGAGGUUUUAAUUUCCUGUCUUGAAGCCCGUUUCAACAUUUUUAAUCUGUAAAUUCAGUGUUUUUCCCCAUAUUCUUCUAACAUGGUGUAUGUUCAUACUCUGCAGUCAGCUACUCUUGGGUUACUAAGUCUGGGAAUAUAAGCAUUUCAUUUGUACCUCACAUUGAACCUUUAUUCAGAUUCCUUAAAGGGAAAUAAUCAGUAAAGGGACAGUGUCUUGGGAUGCUUAAAAAAAAAGUUGAUUAAAAAGUCGAUGUUA
This is a messenger RNA of Rattus norvegicus (Norway rat), 3485 nucleotides long. RefSeq names its product phosphodiesterase 12 (gene Pde12). The transcript has 3 exons. The coding region runs from base 113 to 1939 and encodes 608 amino acids. NCBI's taxonomy places the organism in Eukaryota, Metazoa, Chordata, Mammalia, Rodentia, Muridae. The record is from RefSeq and is marked validated. Gene Ontology annotation, molecular function: catalytic activity; poly(A)-specific ribonuclease activity. Gene Ontology annotation, cellular component: mitochondrial matrix.